UUGUUAUCAUGUUUUCUAAUUAUCUUUACAGCCUCAUAUGCCAUUCUUUUGGCUUAUGUUCCGUUCGCAUUAGGAGGAGGAAUGUUCCUAAUCUAUGGAGCCUGUUACACUUACGUCGCUUGGUCAACUCCACCUGAAUUGUUGAUCAUUAGAUUUGCUAUAAUGGAGUUUGUUAACAUGAGUGGUAAGUUAAUUGUUUUGGUUGUUGAUCAGCGCCAUUUUCUAACAAUUUGCUUGUUUUCCAUUGUUGAAUAUAAACAGCGAUUCAUUGGUACUUAUAUAAGUGGACAGAUACUUAUAAUGAAACCAUGGGUUCCCGAUCAAGCUCGUAAUUAUAUUGGAGUCUUAGCUUUAUCAACGAUUCUCUUGAUGACCACCCUGUUGAUGGCGAGUUUAUUUAAAUUGAAAAACAUGCCCAAGGCAACAGCAGAAAACGCUAAUCGUAAAUUAUGCGCUGUAUUUGUGGACGUAUUCAAAUUGAGCCGUUUAAAUGAUUUAUUUUCCACUUUCUUCAAACGGCGACCCAACGCUGGGCGAGUCCGUCUACUGUUGUUAGUAUUAUCGGGUACCCUUUGUCUUGGUGCAUUCCAUGGAGAGGAAACAAUCGGCUACCAAUAUGCCCAACGUGUUUACGGCUGGUCAGCGGAAAAAUAUUCAACCCUCUAUUCACUUUUAUCCAUAAUACCAGCAUUAGCAACUUCCCUUGGACCUCACAUAUUGAAAACAUGUCUCGGUUUAUCCGAUUCACUGAUAGGAAUUCUUGGAACUAUUUCUGUUUUCACCAUGAAUCUCAUCCAUGGGGUUAUCCUUACACCCUAUGGUUUCAUUCUUACCUACAUAACGGGUGCUCUUCACAGAGUUUCCUUCGUCGCCUUUAGGUCACUAAUAUCAACGAUGGUUGAUUCCUGCGAGGCCGCUAAAAUAUUCACCCUGAUCACAGUAUUUGAUUCCUAUGGUGCUCUUGGCUCAGCCUUCAUGUACACCCGAGUAUUUAAUGUAACAAUUCAAAACAAUCCUGGUCUAACAUUUAUCAUCGCCGCGAGCAUAUUAACAAUUCCCGUGUUGACCUGCAUAUGGCUUGAAAUAACCCGAUCAAAAUGGGAGCCGAAAAUACCUUCCGAAAAGGACAAUAUCUAUGGACAAAAGUCACAUCCAGAAAACGCAAUUAACGACAAUCAAAAUCAUCCAUCACCAACAUUAAUGAAAAUCAAAGAUUUAACCAUUGUAAAUGUAUCAGAGAAAUUUUAACUCUACAAUUAAUUUUAAUUGUGAUGUUUUUUUUUGUUCAACUCUCGUUACUUGUAUUAUUUUAUAUUGUCUUGAUAUUAUCAAUUUCAAUCCUAAUCAUUGUUUUCAUCUAAAUUCAAGUUAAAAACUUUUUUUACCACAAUUAAAUUAAUCAUGACAAAUCUGCUAUGAUAUAAAUAAAAGUCGAAAACAUUUUCCAUUAAAUUAAUCUAAUUGUGAUUAAAUUGAAACAAAGAAAA
This is a messenger RNA of Panonychus citri (citrus red mite), 1487 nucleotides long. RefSeq lists its product as uncharacterized. Gene Ontology annotation, biological process: transmembrane transport. The record is from RefSeq and is a predicted model, not a curated record. NCBI's taxonomy places the organism in Eukaryota, Metazoa, Arthropoda, Arachnida, Trombidiformes, Tetranychidae. Gene Ontology annotation, molecular function: transmembrane transporter activity. Gene Ontology annotation, cellular component: membrane.